GUAUAUAAAAAUCCCACGAGUUGGUUGCGUGUGCUCUGCGGCUGUUCGCUAAUUAAGAAAACUUCAUAAAUUUUACCGGUUGUAUUUCCACUUAAUCCCCCCCAACAACAAUUCAACAAAAUGGUGUACGCUGUUAAAGACGUGAACGACUUCAAGACACAGCUGACGAAUGCUGGCGACAAGCUGGUCGUUGUGGACUUCUUUGCCACCUGGUGUGGACCCUGCAAGAUGAUUGCGCCCAAGCUGGAGGAACUGUCGCAGCAGUAUGCCGAAAAGAUAGUCGUGAUCAAGGUCGAUGUGGACGAGUGCGAAGACAUCGCCAUGGAGUAUAACAUUUCCAGCAUGCCCACGUUCCUGUUCAUCAAGAACUCCGUCAAGGUGGAGGAGUUCGCCGGCGCCAAUGCCGGCCGACUGGCCGAGACCAUUCAGAAGCUCAUUUAAACGCAAACGCAAUAACAGUUAAACCCAAAUGCCUCUUCAAAUGGAUUGUCCCCGCGACCACAAAAAGACAAUUCGCUUAGGUGUAUCAAUGAGUUUUCUUCAUACCAUUUAGUUAAUUAUGUAUUCCAUAAGUGCAAUGUUGCCUGUGACGUGUUCAACAACAACAAAUAAGAAGCAAAGAAAAUAGGAAACAUUUUAUCGAAUCAAUCAUUGCACUCGAUUUACGCGGAUUAAUUGCAUUAUUAGUAACCGAAAUUAUUUGCCGUGUUCCACACUGCAGCGCAGCAUGAACAAAAAAUGAGAUACAAAAGUGGCUUUAAAUGUAACUAAAGUAAAAUGUUUGCCUAAUUUACUAACUAGUUAAGACGGGUUCUUUUUGUAACGCAAAUUUAUUGUAAACGUUUCACGAAAACAGCAAACAGAUUAAAUCAAAUA
Molecule: messenger RNA, 876 nt
Organism: Drosophila novamexicana
Lineage: Eukaryota; Metazoa; Arthropoda; Insecta; Diptera; Drosophilidae
Gene: Trx2
Product: thioredoxin-2
Exons: 3
Coding region: 121-441 (106 amino acids)
Molecular function (GO): protein-disulfide reductase activity
Source: RefSeq, a predicted model, not a curated record